AUGACAGAAGAAAAGACCCUAGGACGUCAGAAGAUUUCGAUGGCCAAAAUAGAAAAUGAAGAUGAUUUAUACUCAUCAUUUUCAAAGCGUCAGAAAAUAUUAUACAAGAGAGUAAGUGAUAUGAUUGGGAAAUAUGACAUUGCUGUGGGAAUAAUAACAUUUUCCCCCUGUGGUAAUCCUUUCUCUUUUUUCCGCCCUACAAUUGAUUUUGUUGUUGAUCGUUUCUUUAGUCCAUUAGACCAGGGAAGUGAAAAUAGUCUCUUUAACAUUGCAAACACUCGGAUCAGAAUCAAGGAGAAACAAGUUGAGCUUCACAAUCUCGAGAUUAUUGAAGAGACUUUAGCUAAUCAGAGAACAGAUGAGACUGGCAUAGAAGAAAUGUGGAAACAAAUAAAGGAAUUUAAUUUAGAGGAUUUGAAAUAA
Molecule: messenger RNA, 423 nt
Organism: Solanum pennellii
Lineage: Eukaryota; Viridiplantae; Streptophyta; Magnoliopsida; Solanales; Solanaceae
Product: agamous-like MADS-box protein AGL29
Exons: 1
Coding region: 1-423 (140 amino acids)
Biological process (GO): regulation of transcription by RNA polymerase II
Molecular function (GO): RNA polymerase II cis-regulatory region sequence-specific DNA binding; protein dimerization activity; DNA-binding transcription factor activity, RNA polymerase II-specific
Source: RefSeq, a predicted model, not a curated record